Messenger RNA from Ogataea parapolymorpha DL-1, 729 nucleotides. RefSeq lists its product as uncharacterized. Lineage: Eukaryota; Fungi; Ascomycota; Pichiomycetes; Pichiales; Pichiaceae. Bases 1 to 729 code for a protein of 242 amino acids. The record is from RefSeq and is a predicted model, not a curated record. The transcript has a single exon.
AUGAGCAUCUCCGCAAGAUUGUCAAUUGCUUGGGAGUCGUCUCCAAAGCCGGACGAAAAGACCUCGACGAUGGUGCUCAGCACGCCGAGCGAGCGUUUUGUCGACGUGCGGCCCUUGUUAACGCCCCGCGGCGACUUCCCCUUCGAAUGGGCCUUCGCUGGCUCUGCGCGGCUUCUGGCCCCUGACGGCUCGCAGAUCGAGUUCUCGCACGAUUUCUUCGACUCAGAGUAUAUCCGCCGCUGGUGCGAGUGCAGGAAACUCGAACUGGCCGGCCAGACCGUGCAAUACCCACUCAAAAGCGACAUCCCUAAAGAUAUCGGCCAUUUCGAGACGUUGCAGGACGGAACUCGCCGCGAAACGGGAGCCAUGCACAACGCAGCGUCGGGCAAAGUGGAGCAGUACGAAGAGAGAUGGGUGACGCUGGAUCCGUGGAAAACGACGCCGCAACACAAGGUGCAGGCCGGGUCGACCGUCGCGGCAGAGUCGCGCCUCUUUGACGUGAAAAAUGGGGGCGAAGGCCGGUUCGUCCGCGUCGGCAACUGGGCACAGGGUGUGUUCUGGAAUAAGGACAACCUCGAUACCCCGAUUUCCGUCCUGAGGGUGUUUUUCGACGGCCAUUGGAACCCUGUGCUACAGCAUGGCGAUUGCUCCAUGUUCCCGGUGGGGGAGAACCCAGCAGUGGGGGCCACUAUUUCCAGAGGCCCUGUUACGUGGGAGGUUUUAGAAUAA